AUGUCAAAACAACAGGAAGAUAGAAACCAAGAAGCAACAGUAUAUCUGGGUAACCUCGACGAGCGAGUCACAGAUGCCAUCAUCUGGGAGCUGAUGCUUCAGGCGGGCCCUGUUGUGAAUGUACACCUGCCGAAGGACAGGAUAUCCAUGGCGCACCAAGGGUAUGGGUUCUGCGAGUUUUUAACUGAGGAGGACGCCGAGUAUGCUUGCAAGAUCAUGAACCAGAUAAAGCUAUGGGGCAAGCCCAUACGUGUGAACAAGGCGUCAUCAGACAAGAAGCAACUCGAUGUUGGGGCAAACCUCUUCAUCGGGAAUCUUGAUCCGAACGUGGACGAGCGUCUAUUGUACGACACGUUCAGCGCGUUCGGUAUUCUAACCCAACCCGCUAAAAUCGCUCGCGAUCCUCAAACGAGCGAAUCCAAAGGCUACGGCUUCAUCUCGUACUCUGAUUUCGAGUCGUCUGACAGAGCCAUCGAGUCCAUGAACAACCAGUUCCUGAUGAACAAGGCGAUCACUGUUCAGUACGCGUUCAAAAAGGAUGGAAAGGGGGAGAGACAUGGUACAGAUGCGGAACGUAUGCUUGCGUCCCAAGCAAAAAAGAACAACGCACUUCCACUCGGCCUUCGACCGCCCCCUGCCCCGAUGGGUAUUCUGCCAGGUUCUGGUGGCCCGAUGGGGUAUCAGGGUCAAUUCGCAGGUGUCCUCUCGGCUGGACCUGCGGCAGCUCUCCCGUCACCCUUCGGCAUUCCUAACCAACCAAUGAUGCAGUACGGCGCAGCUCCACCCCCACCGCCGGGCGUACCAGUUUAUAACCCAGCCGUGGGCGCACCUGGGAUGCCUCCACCACCGCCAGGAUUUCAAGCGCAAGCUGGAUAUGGCAUGUCUGGAUAUCCACAAGGCAUGCCCCCUCCUCCCAGCGGCUUCCCUCAAGGGAUGGCAUUUCCUCCUCCUGGUGUGCCAAUGAUGCCGCCUGGCAUGCAAGUGCCGCCGGCUGGAUUUAUACCCCAAAAUGGGGUGAGAAGCUGAUGGUUGACAUUGCUUCUUCUGCAUUGUAUUAAUCAGACCAUUUCAGCAU
Molecule: messenger RNA, 1075 nt
Organism: Dacryopinax primogenitus
Lineage: Eukaryota; Fungi; Basidiomycota; Dacrymycetes; Dacrymycetales; Dacrymycetaceae
Exons: 5
Coding region: 1-1026 (341 amino acids)
Biological process (GO): positive regulation of mRNA splicing, via spliceosome
Cellular component (GO): U12-type spliceosomal complex; nucleolus
Molecular function (GO): RNA binding
Source: RefSeq, a predicted model, not a curated record